Drechmeria coniospora is the source of this 1479-nucleotide messenger RNA. RefSeq names its product purine-cytosine permease FCY22. Gene Ontology annotation, biological process: transmembrane transport. The record is from RefSeq and is a predicted model, not a curated record. Gene Ontology annotation, cellular component: plasma membrane. The transcript has 2 exons. Bases 1 to 1479 code for a protein of 492 amino acids. Gene Ontology annotation, molecular function: transmembrane transporter activity. NCBI's taxonomy places the organism in Eukaryota, Fungi, Ascomycota, Sordariomycetes, Hypocreales, Ophiocordycipitaceae.
AUGACCGUCGACGUUAUUGACAAGACUUUGUCGGCGCAAGGCCAGGACCAUGAGGCGCAGGCAGACGUCGAGCGGCCGUCGCUGCUGCGCAAGGUCCUUCGCAUGGGCCGCGUCGAGGAGAACGGCAUCCGUCCGCUGGCCGUCGAGGAGCGCACCAACACGCGCUUCUUCAACAUCUUUACCGUCUGGUUCUCCAUCAACUCCAACAUUCUCGGAAUCUUCUUUGGCAUGCUCGGCCCGACCAUCUACGGCCUCAGCCUGCGGGACUCGGCCCUCGUCAUCGUCUUCUUCGGCCUCGUCACCACCAUCCCGCCCGGCUACCUCACCGUCUGGGGUCCCAAGACGGGCAUGCGGCAGAUGGUCCAGGCUCGCUACAGCUUCGGCCGGUACGCCGUCUCGAUCCCGGUGCUGUUCAACCUCGUCACCAUGAUGGGCUUCACCGUCAUCGUCCUCGUCCUCGGCGGCCAGUGCCUGUCGGCCGUGUCCGACGGCCGGCUGACGGCGACGGUCGGCAUCGUCAUCAUCGCCGUGCUGUCGCUGCUCGUCUCCUUUGCCGGCUUCAAGGUGCUCCACGCCUUCGAGACGUACGCCUACCUCGUCGCCCUCGUGAGCAUCCUCGUCACCGUCUGCAUCGGCGGCAGGGACCUCGACGAGCAGUGGGAGCCGCCGCAGCCGCCGCGGGCGCGCCAGGUGCUCGACUUUGGCAUGGUCGUGGCGAGCUACCAGAUCCCCUGGGCGCCGCUCGCGAGCGACUUCACCACCUACUUCGACCCCAAGGUGCCCUCGUGGCGCGCCUUCCACUAUGCCUACUGGGGCCUCCUGCUGCCGACCGUCGUGCUCAUGAUCCUCGGCGCGGCCAUCGGCGGCGCGCUGCCGCUGCACGCCGACUGGACGCUGCAGUUCCACGAGAACCUCGUGGGGGGCGUCCUCUCGGCCAUGCUCGCGAACGUGCACGGCUUUGGCAAGUUCCUCGUCGUCGUGCUGUGCCUGACGCUGCUCGGCAACACCUGCGGCACCUUUUACGCCAUCACCCUCAACCUGCAGACGCUGGCGCCGGGGCUCUCGAGGGUGCCGCGGUACGUCUUCUCCAUCGUCACGACGGCCAUCAUCGUGCCCAUCGCCUCGCUGGCGCUCGGCAACUUUCUGCAGAACCUCGAGAACUUCAUCGCCCUCAUCGGCUACUGGUCGGCCGCCUUUGUCGCCGUCGUCAUGACGGAGCAUCUCGUCUUCCGUCGGGGGCGCUUCGAUUCGUACGACCCGGCCGCGUGGAACAAGGCGAGCCUCCUGCCGUGGGGAGCGGCGGCCAUGGGCGCCUUUGUCGUCGCCUUUGGCUGCGUCGUGCCGUUCAUGAACACCAAGCUGUGGACGGGACCGGUUGGCGAGAAGACGGGCGACAUCGGCUUCGAGGUGGCCUUUUUCGUCGCCGCGCUGGCCUACCUGCCGCUACGCUGGCUCGAGAGGCGCGUGUCGGGGCGGUGA